Messenger RNA from Rhineura floridana, 3786 nucleotides. It is a transcript of the gene SDR42E1, whose product is annotated as short chain dehydrogenase/reductase family 42E, member 1. The transcript is spliced from 3 exons. Bases 220 to 1410 code for a protein of 396 amino acids. Gene Ontology annotation, molecular function: 3-beta-hydroxy-Delta5-steroid dehydrogenase (NAD+) activity. The record is from RefSeq and is a predicted model, not a curated record. Gene Ontology annotation, biological process: steroid biosynthetic process. Lineage: Eukaryota; Metazoa; Chordata; Lepidosauria; Squamata; Rhineuridae.
AGCGAUAACGGGCGUGAGAAGUGUACUGCCGCUUUUCGGGAGUGGCUGCUUCGCUGGAAGGGGUCUCACUGGCCCGCAGUGGGGAUGGGAAGUUGAGCAGAGAACGUGCCUUUGCCCCUCCCCUUCAUUUUUGCUUGCCUCGACGUAAGGGGAAGGUGUAUUACAUGCCUGGUUGUGCUUAAAGAUCGGGUGGCUUGAGGUAGCAGCAGAAAGCACAGCAUGGAUGCAGAAGACUCUUUCAAGGAAACUGCCCUUAUUACAGGAGGAGGUGGUUAUUUUGGUUUACGUCUAGGUUGUGCUCUUUCCAAGAAGGGAAUGGAUGUGAUCCUCUUUGAUGUCUCUAAGCCCAUCCAAGUGAUGCCAGAAGGAGUGGAAUUUGUGCAGGGUGAUGUAUGUGUGCCCUCCGAAGUGGAAAGAGCUGUCCGAGGAGUGACAUGUGUCUUCCAUGUUGCUUCUUAUGGGAUGUCUGGCCGGGAGCAGCUAAACCAAAAACGUAUAGAAGACGUGAAUGUUGGGGGAACAAAAAACAUAAUUGAAGCUUGCCGGAAAGCGAGAGUCUCGAAGCUGGUUUACACAAGCACCUACAAUGUGGUGUUUGGGGGCCAAGUAAUAGAAAAUGGGGACAAGUCUCUGCCUUAUCUGCCUCUCCAUCUUCACCCAGACCAUUACUCGAGGACCAAAGCCAUAGCUGAGAUGAAGGUUCUGGAGGCCAAUGGAAUGGCCCUUGGGGAAGGGCGAGGGGUACUGAGGACCUGUGCCUUGAGACCCGCCGGCAUCUAUGGGCCCGGAGAGCAGAGACACCUUCCAAGGAUUAUGGGCUAUGUUGAACGGGGCUGGUUUCAGUUCAUUUAUGGGGAUCCCGGCACCCUGGUGGACUUUGUCCAUGUGGACAACCUGGUGCAAGCUCACAUUUUAGCUGCAGAAGCUCUGGGAAGUAGGAAGGGGCAUAAAUCAGCUGGUCAAGCUUACUUUAUUUCAGACGGCAGGCCCGUCAACAACUUUGAAUUUUUCCGGCCUUUGAUAGAAGGCUUAGGCUACCCAUUCCCGACUUUGUGCCUCCCUCUUUCUCUUGUUUACGUCUUCGCCUUUCUCACUGAAGCGGUUCAUUUCAUGGUGGGGCGCUUCUAUAAUUUCCAGCCCCUCCUCACUUGCACAGAGGUUUACAAAACUGGCGUCACACAUUAUUUCACUUUGGAAAAGGCCAAGAGGGAGCUGGGGUAUGAUCCCCAGCAGCAUAGCAUCAGAGAAGCGGUCGAGAGGUUUAAAGCCCACAGUUACAGCCGGAAGCUUGGGAGGUACACCGCAAAACAUUUCUUUAGGGAUGUGGUGCUUGUCCUUCUGUUUGCAGUGGUGGUUCUUUCCUGGUUCCCCAGAGCAGUCAGAGCGUCUGAUGGGGAGAUCAGAUACUAACAAGGCAGAUUUCCUUGGACACUUUUAAGCAGAACUAAAAUAAGCUUAGACUUCCCCACCUGCCCUAAUCUCAUUUGCCCCAACCUCGUAAAGGCAGCCAGAAGAAACUUCUGAGAAGCUGGCCUUGACUGGAUUUUUUUUUUAGCCUUUCCGUUUCUCCGUGCACCUUUUUUAAAUCUAAGGCAUGAGUCACCAACAUGAAGCUUGUGGGCACCCAACGCUGAGCUGGAUGAACCAUUGAUGUGAUUUGGAGCAAGGCUGCUUCUUCCUCUGUUCCUGUGUUAUGUCCUCUUGCAUCCGUAACACUUUUGCCUCUUGGAACACUUGUAAAAGUAUAAUAUCUAAUAAUUGCUGGACCACGUGCUUGGAAAAACUCAGGGUUUACGGAUUUGUUGCUGACGUUUAAUUAUAAAAACACCUGCUUGCUGGCUGAUGCCUAUGGGAGGGAUUUUAAUCACUGUUUUGCCACUUCACAGUUCCUUCCUGGCACCGUUCUUGUAAAUAUACUUCUAAUUUCAUGCUUAUUUCAUGUUCCCUUGCUUGCAAUGUUCUUUCUGGAACCGAAAAAGAAAAGAAAAACAAAAAUAAAAGCUUGACCUAGAUCAUGUAAGCCGAAAGGGACUCGGAUUGAAUGUGUAGGUAAAUGAUUGAAGACCUGCAGUUACAGGCUGUGCCAGUCUUCUGUGUGUGGCAGCACUGACAGGAAAUAGCAAGCAGGUUUUUAAAUGAGCCUCCAUCCUAAUACGUUAAAUCCCAUAUGCUCUUAAAUUACUGCUGAUUUCAGAGUUUGCAGCCAGCUGAAGACCGCCUGGAUGUUUCUUGCUAUCUUCCCUAAGCCCAAAAAGAUUUAAAUGGGGGACUAAAUUACAGUUGGAGGUGAAGAUUUUUCAACAGGCAAAGGCUUCCCCCAGGCACCUGGUUGGCCACUGUGAGAACAGGAUGCUGGACUAGAUGGGCCACUGGCCUGAUCCAGCAGGCUCUUCUUAUGUUCUUAUGUUCUUAUGAUUGCUUGCAUCCCGUUUUGUUUGUUGUAGGGUCAGCCCAUUGCACGGCAUAGCCCUCCGGAGGCAUACAGGAAUGUGUGGCUGUAAUCAUAUGAGCUCUGGAGAGUGGGGCUGCACUUGCGUGCCCUCCCCACUCCAUCAGAUUCCACACCAGUACAUGCAAGAUAAACAGUGGCAGAGCACCUGCCUUGCACGUAGAAGGCCCCAGGUUUCAUCCCCGGCAUCUCCAGAUAGCACUGGGAGAGACUCCUGCCAGGAAGCAGUGUAUUGAGCUAGAUGGACCAAUGGUUUGACUCAGGUAAGGCAGCUUUUUAUGUUCCUAGCAGUGACCCCACACCAGCCUCACCCAGAUGAAGUCUUGUUUCCCUGUGUCAAGAGCGCCUGGCUUCUAAACCGUCUUCCAAAGCAGCUACUUUACUCCCAAGUUAAGGAUGGAAAACGGGAUAUUGGUGGACACCAAAAGUGGUUUAAAGAUGUUCUUAAAGUGAAUCUAAAAAAAUGUAACAUGAACAUCGACAACUGGGAAGUCUUGGCCCACGAACGUCCCAAAUGGAGGUCGGCUAUGAUCAAAGGUGCUGUGGAUUUUGAAGAAGCACAAAUACAGGGCGAACGGGACAAAUGAGCUAAGCGGAAGGGACAUCAAACAAAUAAUCAUCGUGACCAUCUUCCAUCUGGAAACCUAUAACCUCACUGCGGGAGGCUGUGUGGAUCCAGAAUUGGCCUCCACAGUCACUUACAGACCCACGGUUAAAGACCUUGUCUUGGAAGACAAUCUUACUCGGCCACGAGUGAUCGCCAAUGAAAUGAAUGUACAGACUAUGGACAAGACUGUUUUUUUCUAGUCCAGGGCAAGGAUCGUCUGCGGUUCAACUCCUUGACCGCAUUAGGAGUGAGAAUCUGGCCCUUGUGUCAUCUGAACAUGCCGCUGCCUUAUCAACAGAGACUUCUGCUGAGAGAUUUUGGCAGGAUUCUUUGCAGUCUGCUCCUGAUGAGACUUUGGUACUGUAUUUUGUUCAGUCUGAUGUAUGCUUGUGUUCCUCAGAAAUGGAACCAUGACUGUAAUGUCAUUGUCGAUGUGUUGUCCAAUGCUGAUGUCACCUUGUAACUCCGGUUGUAAACUUGCUUUGUCAGCCAUUCCUAAAGUUAAGUUUCAUUGGAGGAGGUAGGAAAGUUAAACCUCCAAACAAAAAGGUUUCUGCACAAAUUGUGAAUGUUGUUGUUCCUGAUAUUUUGCAAUCCAGUGCGUUAGAAGCAGGGUUGAGUUGUUUUGCCAUCAAGGAAACUGAGAAGUGAAUAAAGAUUCUGUCUAAGUAGGGUUGCCAGGCUCAGGGCCUGAGACUGAUCCUGUAUCUUUAGGAGAACCGAAAGUCAU